AUGUUGGGUCAAGAUCCCAUACUAUCAUCCACUCCUGGGCAGGAGAUGGCCCAAUUCACUCAAAAAUCGAUCCUAGGCACGUUAUUCGAAACUACCGAGCGAUAUACUAAGUUGGAACCAAUUGGCAUUGGCGUCUCCGGUCUAGUCUGUUCCGCACGAGAUCAGAUCUCAAACCGAACAAUUGCUGUCAAGAAGCUUGUCAAUCCAUUCAAAACAGAAAACAUCGCGCGACACAUGUACCGAGAAGUCAAAUUGUUGAAAACACUCAAACAUGACAAUAUCGUUCAUCUUACCGAUAUCUUUAUUUCGCCCUCUGAAGAUAUUUAUCUCGUCACGGAUCUUAUGGCAACAGAUCUCCAUACUCUUUUAAAGAGUAAGAAACUGGACAAUCAAUUUACGCAAUAUUUCAUGUACCAGAUAAUGCGCGGUCUUAAAUACGUCCACUCAGCUGGUGUCGUCCACCGCGAUCUUAAGCCCAGCAACAUCCUGAUUAACGAAAACUGCGACCUGAAGAUCUGUGACUUCGGUCUAGCCCGCGUUACGGACGCACAAAUGACCGGUUAUGUGUCUACCCGGUACUACCGAGCCCCCGAGAUUAUGCUCACCUGGAGGAGAUACAAUGAGAAGGUUGAUAUCUGGAGUGCGGCAUGUAUUUUUGCAGAGAUGUUACUUGGACAGCCUCUAUUCCUUGGAAAGAACCACAUUGAUCAAUUCUGCGUGAUUACCAAACUGCUUGGAUCGCCACCGGACAAUGUUAUUGCGAAUGUUACCAGUCCGAAUACUAAGAAUUUUGUUCGUUCUUUACCUAAACGCUCCCGGAAGCCCUGGUCGGCUCUCAUUCCAGGAGUCAACAUGAAAGCUACGAUGCUUUUGGAUAAGAUGCUUCAAUAUGAUCCCAGCAAGAGACCCUCUGCCGGCGAGGCCCUCACUUCGCAAUACCUUGCUCCAUACCAUGAUUCGGAUGACGAGCCAGUCGCAAAUGAGAUUAUCGAUUGGUCAUUCCUUGAUGCGACCCUGUCCGCCGAUGUGUGGAAAACAAUCAUGUACGCCGAGGUUCUGGGAUAUCACCAGAACGGAUCUUCUCCCGUCCACCUUCCUCCUGAAUACGAUGGGAUGGAUUUAGGAUAA
Molecule: messenger RNA, 1128 nt
Organism: Penicillium malachiteum
Lineage: Eukaryota; Fungi; Ascomycota; Eurotiomycetes; Eurotiales; Aspergillaceae
Exons: 8
Coding region: 1-1128 (375 amino acids)
Biological process (GO): cellular response to oxidative stress; protein phosphorylation; osmosensory signaling pathway
Cellular component (GO): cytoplasm; nucleus
Molecular function (GO): ATP binding; MAP kinase activity
Source: RefSeq, a predicted model, not a curated record